AUGAGACGCCUGUUUCUGGCUCUUGCUGCCCUCAUGCUCCUGCCCCUGGUGAUCCCAGACUAUCGUGGCCGAAAAAAAUGCUUGAACAAAGGCGGGCGCUGCAAGAAACGCUGCAACUAUGGUGAAAUGAAGGCAGGCAAUUGUAAACACCGUGCAGUCUGCUGCGUUCCCAGCAAGCAAGACUCCAGACCACAAAAUCCAGUUCUUCAGACAACACCAACUUCCACACCCUAUUUUAAGGCAACAAAAAUUGUGGUUGUGGAUAAAACGAUAACGCCCCACUCAAUCUACUUUGAAGUAAACGCCAAGACUGAAAUGAUGAUGACUUCUGACCUUGAACUGGGAACUCGAAGCUCUCUCCCACAGGUCCAUCAAACCACAUGAAUUCCUUUCUGAUGUCACUCAUUCCUGUCCUCAGAGUGCUGAACUAAGUCCUAUAGAUUCACAAAGCACUGAAAAUAUCAUGGUGACCCAUCCGUAACUCCCACCAAUGUAUAAUUCUUAAUAAAGACAGCUGUACACAGAAGUCCAGACUUUUCCCACUAUUUCCAAUGAGGAACUCUUCAGUGCUUUUCUUGAAAUGUCAGAUUAUUUCAUGACAAGUUUUAACCCAUUUUUA
Molecule: messenger RNA, 619 nt
Organism: Trichechus manatus latirostris (Florida manatee)
Lineage: Eukaryota; Metazoa; Chordata; Mammalia; Sirenia; Trichechidae
Product: beta-defensin 118-like
Source: RefSeq, a predicted model, not a curated record